GGAAGACGAGGAGGAGGAGGAAGAGGAGGAAGAUCCCCCAGGCCGGGCUCUCAUGCCACGCUCCUCCCCGGUGCCCAGGCCUCAGCACCCCAGCGCCUCAGAGAGCUGCUGUUCUUCGUCAGAGGACGACGGGGAGGAGGAGGAGGAUGACGGGCACCACCACCAGCAGCACCCUUGCUCGGCCAGGCCACUCUCUCAGCAUCCCCCAGGCCUGCCUCCUGGGCCACUUUCCCAGCAUGCAGUGCAGGGCAGCCCAGGGCUCCCUUCCCAGCAUGCCCAAGGGCACCCUGGACCGUUUCCCCAACAUGCCCCUGCGGCCGCCACCCCGGUGGAGGAGCCCUCUCAGCACCCUGCGGGCCGGCACGUGCUGUUUGCCGACGCCUUGGGCCUGCCCUUGGCACGCUGGCGGCGCUACCAGCCUUGGCCGCCGCCUUCUUCUUCUCCAGAGUCCCCCCCUGAGGUGGUGCCCUCCUUGGCUUCCCUCCCUCCCUCCGCAGGUACCCCUUACCUUUUGCCAUCUUUUGUGCUGCAACCGGUGGGGCGAGAUGAGGACGAGAAGCUUGAGCGGCUGCGCCAGGCCAAGGUAGAAUUGGAAGAAGUUUUGCCACCUGAGCCCGGAGAGCCGCGAGGGCUUCGUGGCACGGUGCGCGUGCUCAACGUUUCGUACCACAAGGCGGUGCAUGUGCGGGCCAGCAGGGACCGGUGGCAAAGUUACCGGGAUUACCCCGCCCUCUAUAUUCCAGGGGGCUCGCCCGAUGGGGGCCUGACUGACCGCUUUGCCUUCCGCCUGGAGUUUGGCGACGAGGAUGAGGAAGAUGAGGAAGAAGGAGGAGCCCGGCUUGAUUUUGUGGUGCGCUAUCAGACUGAAGAAGGAGUUUACUGGGCCAAUAACCAGGGCAAGAAUUAUAGUGUGGUGCUGAAGGGGGCGGCGGCUGCCCACGUUCUACCCACGAGGUCUUCUAAAGAAGGUGAAUCCCGUCGGCUCAAGAGCUGUAUGAGGCCAGUCAAAAUCAGGUCAGGUGAAAAUGAGCUGCAAGUAGAAGACAUAACUCAGUAUAUUUAUUCUGAAGGUAAGUUGGUUGCUGGAUCUUCUUUGCCUGGCAUUUGAGGGCAAAGAAGAAAAUGUCACUGUGAUCAAUACAGACGAAGUAAAUAAUUCCAUUGAACAUUUGAAGAUGCCUGCAUUGGGACAGGAUGCUGGACUAAAUGAAGCCUUUGGGUUAGAUCCAGGAGAGCUUUAUUUUGUUGUAUCUACUAAACUGAGAAAAUACCUUCAAUUCUCCUUCUGGAGUUUUUUAAAAUUAGGAAUGUUACAACAGAUCA
Molecule: messenger RNA, 1323 nt
Organism: Thamnophis sirtalis
Lineage: Eukaryota; Metazoa; Chordata; Lepidosauria; Squamata; Natricidae
Source: RefSeq, a predicted model, not a curated record